GCGGAGGAGGCGGAGCUCGUAAGGCUCCGUGUUUCUGGGCUCUCGCCGUCCGAAAAGCCGGCGGGAUCAGAUUUGUGAUCUAAAUGCUGGCGCGGUUUCUCUCAGUCCAGAAGAGUUGUACGCCCGGAGCGGACUGAUUUACCAAGCAUAGGAGUAAUACUAUAGAUAAAAAUGCCGACUGGAACCAAAGAGAGACCAACUUUAUUUGAAAUUUUUAAGAUGCGAUGCAACGUAACAGAUUUAGGACCAAUAAGCCUUAACUGGUUUGAAGAACUGUCUUCAGAAGCUCCACCGUAUAAUUCUGAGCCGACAGAAGAACCUGGAUGUAAAAGCAGCAAUUAUGAACCACAUUUGUUUAAGACACCACAGCGGAAGCUCCCUUAUCAUCAGUUGGCGUCAACUCCGAUCAUAUUCAAGGAUCGAGGUCUGUCUCUGGCACUAUACCAGUCUGCUUUACAAGAGCUCGGGAGACCCCAACUAGACUGCGGGAAGGAUACUGCCAGUAAUGAACAUAAAAAUUGCUGCAGAACGAAGGCUAAAAUAGAACGAGUAAAUGCCAUUAACAGUCCACUUCUAAAUCCUAGUGAAAGUCCUGUUAUACAAUAUACACAUGAAACACCACAAAGAAAAAAGUCAGUGGUAUGUGGGAGUUUAUUCCAUACGCCGAAACUCAUGAAGGGUCAGACACAGAAACAUAUUUCUGAAAGCCUGGGAGCGGAAGUGGAUUCUGAUAUGUCUUGGUCAAGUUCUUUAGCAACACCACCCACCCUUGGUUCCACUGUGAUUAUAGUCAGAGAUGAAGAAGCAUCUGAAACUGCUGAUAGUACUGCUAUUUCUAAAAACCAUUCUAAUGAUGAAAAACUGAAGAAAAAUGAGAGACUCAUUUCUGUGACAGAAAAUGAAAACACUCCAGCUAGAAGCCAAAGAUUGAGGAAAACACUAGGAAAUUCACUUGGUGAAGUAAAUAGUUGCGAAGACCACUUUGACAAGUUGAUGCCAAGUGUUCUAGAUGAUGAAGUGUGUGAAGCAGUCGCAGAUAUUUCGGAAGAAGACAGUUUUUCUUUUUGUUUCUCUAAGCAUAAAAUGGGAAGUGUACAAAAACUAAAAAGUGGAAAGACUAGGGAAGACAUUUUUAGUGAAGAAGAAACUGACAAAUAUGAUGAAGCUGAAAAACAAACAAAGGGAAAUAAACAUUCAUUUCCAUGUGAGAUGGAAACAAAGAAUUGUGAUCCAUUAGAUUCAAAUGUAGCCAAUCAGAAGCCUUCAGAGAGUGGAAAUGAUGAAGUCACCAAGGCAUUUGUACCAUCUGAAUGGUCUCAGCUGAGUCUCUCUAAUCUUAAGGAACUCAAGAUGGAGAAAAUACCCAUAGCGCAGGUUUCUUCUUGGGACCAGAGUGGUUUAGAAGAAGAUCCCAUGGGCACAGAGAAAGCAUGUAACAGCCACAUUACUCCUGAAGAUUCUUUACCACCUACUUCUGAUCUACCAAAAUUAGAGAUGACGUUAAAAGAGGAACCGGUUGUCCAUAACGGCGAUGAAGCACAGCAUCUUGAAUCUCCCAAUUCUCUUCUGGAAGUAAAGCCUGCGAUAUCUCAGAUAUGUUCAGUAGUUUCUCCAUUUCAGGGUAUCAAAAAGUCUAUAUUCAAGAUCACAGAGUCACCUGAGGAGACUUUUAAUACUUUUUUUUCAAGUGACAUGACUAAUUCAGAUUUUAAAGACAAAACAGGAAUCUCUGAUAGAGGAAUGGAAAUGCAUACUUCUUACUCACAGAAAGAGAAGUCUUUGUGCCAGAGUUUGGUUGACAGUGGAAGCAGUCCAGCCACUGCCACUCUCUCUUCUGUUAAUUCAAAGAAUUCAAGUUUAAUAUCCACUUUGAAGAAGAAAACCAAAAAAUUCAUUUAUGCCAUAAAGAAUGAAUCUUACCAAGGAAAAAAAAUACAGAAAGACCAAAAUGUAGAACUAACAAGCUGUUCAGCGCAAUUUGAAACAAAUGCUUUAGAUGCACCUCUUGCACUCGCUAAUGCUGACCCAGGUUUAUUGCAUUCUUCUGUCAAAAGAAACUGCUUACAGGAUGACUGCAAAGGAAAAACUUUGUCUUUAACCAAUUCCUUCGAGGCAACACUAAGGAAAUACUCCAGUGAUGAGUGUAAUCCCGAUAAAACAAUAAUAUCGCAAGAUCUUUAUUAUAAGGAAGCAAAGAUUAAUAAGGAAAAACUGCCAUCAUUUUUGACCCCUGAAAUUAAUGAUCUAUCAUGCCUGCAGGAAGAUGAUUCCAAAAGCCAAAAAAUUUCCAGUAUAAAUGCAAAGAUGACUUCAGAAUGUCACACUGCAAUGCAGCAGUUACAGGUAGAAUGUGAUAAUACUCGCUCACAAUCCCAAGACAGUUUUUUGGAUGACUGUGUUAAUACCAGCACUUGGAUUUUAACUCAGAGCAAUAAGGAUCAUCCACCAAACCCAGUGGGAAUUUCUGGAAAAGAAGAAUCAUACAAAAUGUCAGAGAAACCAAAAUACAAGAAUUGUGAAACUGAUACUGAAUUAGCCAAAAAUAACCCCAUAGGGAAAAAUCAAGAAAUACAGGUUUUAAGCGAAAAUUUUGUAAAAGCUGAACUGAUGCCACCUGAAAAACAGGUAACAAAGGCGUCUCCUCCCAUCAAACUUCAGCGCAACGAAAUUACAAAUCUAACAGUGAUCCAGAACGACCAGGAAGAAACUACUUUAAUUUCAGAAAUUGCUGCCAAUCCAAAGGCUGAAGAAUCUUUCCUGGAUAAUGAGAAUAGUUUUGUCUUUCAAGUAAUUAAUAAGAGAAAUAAUCCUGUUUCGGAAAGCAACAGGGAACGCCGUGAAGCCUCCCUCAGUCCUGUGAAAGACUCCCUUCUCCAGACCUCCAGUGUGGCAGAAUGUGGAGGCGUAAGUGACAAACAGAUAGCUCACGCAUUAACUACAAAAGAUUUUGACUCAUCACUUACGGUCCAUGAUCUUGCAGAAGAGAACAAAAAUCAUGUAAAGCAUCAUCUAAAAGUGACUCUAGAUCAAGAAUUAAAAUCAGAUACCUCCUCCGAUGUAUAUAUGAAAUCAAAUGGAAAUAAUGAUGACAUGGACAAAUGGGCAGGGCUUUUUGAUCCAAUUUCAAGCCACAGUCUUGGAAGUAGCUUCAGAACAGCUUCUAAUAAAGAAAUAAAGCUCUCAGAACAUAAAAUUAAGAAAAGCAAAAUGCUCUUCAAAGAUAUUGAAGAACAAUAUCCUAUGAGCUUGGCCUGUGUUGAAAUUAUGAAUGCAAUGCCAUCAGAUAAUCAGAAGAAACUGACUAAUCCUGAUCUGUUUGAUUCCCAGCCUGUUACUGCUGUCUCUGCGUGUGUGCAGAGUAGUGUGUUUGAUUCUGUUUGUGAGAACAACCACAGAACCCCUCAGGUGGCCUCUCUAAGGGACGAUAUUAAUAAUUUGACACCUAGCCAGAAGGCAGAAAUUACAGAACUUUCUACUAUAUUGGAAGAAUCAGGAAGUCAGUUUGAAUUUACACAGUUCAGAAAACCUAGCCGUAUAAUGGAGGGCAACACAGUAGAAGUUCCCGGAAACCAAAUGACUGUCUUAAAUACCACAAGUGAUGCACGUCAAGACGCCCAUCUUUGUUGUACAGUUAAUGCCUCGGCCAGCAGUCUUAUUGAUGGCAACAGGAAAGUUGAAAAAGCAGUUGCAAUUAAACAAAAUUUUUGUAUCUCGUUAAAAAGCAACUGCAAGAAAUACACUAAUGAGUUAGCAGAUAAAAAUGAAGUGGAAUUUCGAGGCUUUCGUUCUGCUCUUGGCAAAAGACUGAAUGUUUCCAAUGAAGCCCUGCAAAAAGCAAUGAAACUGUUCAGUGACAUUGAGAAUGUUAGUCAGGAAACUUCAGAGGUGGAUCCAGGGUGCUUCCCUUCAAGUAAAUGUCUUAGCUCUGUUUCAGUGACUAAAGCAAAAAAGUAUAACAAUGAUCAAAAUGCAAAUGAGAAAGACAAAGACCAGGUAAUAUUACAAAACGAUACAGAAGUGACCUCUGACAGUUUUGCCAAAGAAAAUACUCAACAUCGUAGGAGCAGCACAGAAAGGGAGAACAGUACAUGCAGUAAUGCCAGUGGGAAUGCUUGUAUAUUAGGAGAAUUUGAUGGCAACGAUUCAAGGAAAAAUGAUAGAGUUUAUAUCCAUACCACUGAAAACGACUUGCCGUGCCUUAACCAGCACACCCAGUUCGUGAAGGAAGAAAACACUCAGCUUAAAGAAAGUUUGUCAGAUUUAACUUGUUUGGAAGUUGUAAAAGCUGAAGAAGCCUCUCACAGUGAUACUUUCAAUGAUGAAGAGUUAACUGUGCUGGAGCAAAACGGAAAAGCUGUUGAGGAUUUUGAGGUAUCCUUUCAGACUGCAGGUGGAGAAAAUACCAGCGUCUCCAACGAUUCGUUAAAUAAAACUGUAACGCUAUCUGAUAAGGAAGCAGAGGAAUUUACCUUUUCAAAUUGCUUGAACUCCAGCCGCCUACUUUCUGACAUGAAUAAGAACAAAAUGUGUAUUUCAGGUUGUGAGGAGACAGUUAUGGAUAAAAAAUUUGAAGAAAAUAUCCCAGUUAGUUUUGAAAAUCAACCACAGAUUAUGCAGCAGCAACAAGAAUGCAGAAUAGGAAAGAUUAAAGAACCUGCUCAACUGGGUUUUCACACAGCUAGUGGUAAAAAAGUAAAGAUUGCAAAAGAAUCUUUUGACAAAGUAAAAACUCUUUUUGAUGAAAUAAAGCAAAAUAGUGAAAUCACCAGUCUUACCCAUCAAGGGGCAAGCACCCUGCAGGUUAAGGAAGACCAUGAAGAAGGACUCGAAUUGGCAGUUGAGGUAACUAUGCCAAAGUGUGAAGAAAUGCAGAAUUAUCUGGAUUGUGGUGAGAAAAACUGUGAUUCUGAUGACACUAGGGUGCUACCUUGGGUAAGUGAUAACUUAUGCAAACAAACGGAAAGUCUAAAAACAAAAAACAUUUCUUCGAAAGUUCAAGAACCUGAAAAUGCAGAGAUCAAAAUGGCAAGAAAUCCUAAUGACACAAAUCCGCCUCCUCUAGCUGUUGGAAAUUCAGCUUUGGUGUGUGACACAGAACUGGGUAGAAAAACUUCUGUGAAUCAAGCUUUGCCACUUGAAGCCAAACAGUGGCUUAGAGAAGGAGAAUUGGAUGGUCAGCCAGAAAAAAAUGCUGCCAAAGAUACAUGUGUGAAGGAAUACCCUAAAAAUUAUAUUGAAAAACCCUCAUGUGAAAAUAAUACAAAUAAUACUAUAACUGAAAGUGACAAACAUCAUCUCUCCGGAAAGCGAGAUUCACUUUAUUUAAAUAAAAACGUGUCUCACAACUCUCCAUGUCAUUCUGAUGUCACACAUAAUGAUUCAGGAUAUCUCUCAAAAGAUAAAAUUGACUCUGGUGUUGAGCCAGUAGUGAAGAAUGUUGAGCAAACAACCAGUGGUUUCUCCAAUGUAAUGUCUAGCGAAAGAGAAGAAAACGGAUGCUCAGAAACUGUGAAAGAAGGAGGCUGUGAUCUGCAAGGUGUGGCUCAGUCUUCACCAUGCGGAAAUAAAGAGAGAGCCACUAGCUCGGCUGUGCCUCACGUGCGUGACUUUGAGGUAGGGCCACCCGCAUUCAGUACAGCCAGUGGUAAGGCAGUGUGUGUUUCACAUGAAGCAAUACAAAAAGUGAAAGAGAGAUUUGCAAGUGACUGCCAUAAAAUGGUCAAGCCAAACACUGGGAGUAAAUCAGACUCUUCUCAAACAAGAAUUAUGGCAGGUUAUUUUAAAUCAUCAGAUAAUCCAAAGGAUCUUAUUUUUCCUAACCCUGUCAAUAACAAUGGACAAAGUGUGUAUUCACAUAAGGGUUUUGCUGACCUUCAAAAUGAGCAGGUGCUACAAUAUAACCAAAGGCUGUCUGCAUUGGUUCAAGUUUCUGAAUUGUCACCUUGUCGCGUGAGUAUGAAAACUUUGGAUGGAUGUAAUUUUAAUGAAAAGAUGGUUCCCAAGCCAGCCUUUUCUACAGACUCUGGGAUUUUCAGCACAGCAAGUGGAAAAUCUGUACUUGUGUCAGAUGCUGCGUUACAAAAGGCAAAGCAGAUGUUUUCUGAAACGGAAGGUAGUGCAGAACAACUCUUCAGCAAAGUAUCAUUUCAAGGUAAAGAACGCUCAGGCCAGUUCACAGGAGAGGGAAGUGCUGUGACAGGUGGCCCAGAAAACACACUGUUCCAGAGGGACCUUCCACACAAUGUGAUAAGCGUAUCUGCUUUCUCUGGGUUUAGUACAGCGAGUGGAAAGCACGUUUCAGUUUCCGAGAGUGCCUUACAGAAAGUGAAGGGAAUGUUAGAGGAAUUUGAUUCCAUCAGAGCUGAACAUUCCCUUCAGGAUUCACCUACAUAUAGACAGAGUGUAUUGAAAGCAACCCCUCCUCCUUGUGUUACUAAGAGAACCCCAGAACACUCUGUGAACUCCAAAAAGGCAAGUAAAGAAAAUGAAUCACCGAGUGAUACUGAGCGUUGCUCUUCAGAUUAUCACUGUGGGGAAGUUUCUCCAUGUAUCCCUCACUUUAGGAAAGACAAACAGUUGUUAUUAAAAAACAAAAUACCGCUUGCUGAAAACACCUGUUUUUCGGGGAAACGGCAGGCUUUACCUAAAAGGACGAACAUGGAAACUGGUAAAACUGAAACUUUUUCCAGUGAUCCUGUGAGAACAAAGAAAGAAAUCUGUUCUGCUUACUCAGAAAAUGACUCAGAAAUGGAGGCAAUAGAGAUUGCCAAAGCCUUCAUGCAAGAUGGUGAGCUCACAGACUCUCCAGUGUCAGGUUACGGCAAGCACUCAUAUCAAAGAAACAAGGGGAUGGCUGUUUUAAAUUCAAGAAUGGGAAAGAGAAGAGGAGGUGCCUUUGUCUCAAUUGGAGAACCUCCAAUGAAAAGAAACUUGUUAAAUGAAUUUGACAGAAUAGUAGAAAAUGAAGAAAAAUCAUUAAAGCCUUCAAAAAGCACUCCAGAAGGCGCUAUAAAAGAUAGAAGAUUAUUUAAGCAUCACGCUUGUUUAGAACCAGUUACCUGUGGACCCUUUUGCACAACUAGAGAACGUCAAGAAAUACAGAAUCCACAUAUCACUGCACCUGGACAAGAAUUUCUGACUAAAUCUCAUUUUUAUGAUCACUUGAAUUUGAAAAAAUCCUCAAGCAGCUCAUCUGUUUCAGAACAAACAUGUCCUAAAGCUCCUACUACAGCAAAUGAAAAGACGAGGCACUCAGUGGCUACAGACCAACCAGCCAAAGUCUUCAUCCCACCUUUUAAAGUUAAAUCACAUUUCCAAAAAGAUGAACCGUGUGUUGGAACGGAUAUUCGUUUGGAGGAAAACAAAGAAACCCAUAAAAACAUAAGUGAACGUGGCUCUGAUGAUAGUGAAACUCAGAUUGGGACUGGUGAAGCCCAUGAAUUUAGCAGAAGCAGCUCCGAUCAGGCAGCGACUGUUACCUUUACAAAGUGUGAAGAGGAGCCUCUAGAUUUAAUUGCAAGUUUUCAGCAUGGCAGAGAUAUGCAAGAUAUGCGAAUUAGAAAGAAAAAAAGGCAACAUAUUUUUCCACAGCCUGGCAGUCUGUAUCUUACUAAAACAUCUACUCUGCCAAAAAUCUCUCUGAAGACAGCAGUAGGUGGCCGGAUUCCCUCUGCAUGUUCUCAUAAACAGCUGUAUAUGUAUGGAGUUUCUAAACACUGCAUAAAAAUCAACAGCAGAAAUGCGGAGUCUUUCCAGUUUCACAUUCAGGAUUAUUUUGGUAAGGAAGAAUUAUGGGCUGGAACGGGGAUACAUUUGGCUGAUGGCGGAUGGCUUGUUCCCUCCAAUGAUGGAAAGGCUGGAAAAGAAGAAUUUUACAGAGCUCUGUGUGAUACACCUGGUGUGGAUCCAAAGCUUAUCUCCCGAGAAUGGGUCUACAAUCACUACAGGUGGAUUAUAUGGAAAUUGGCAGCUAUGGAAUUUGCUUUUCCUAAGGAAUUUGCUAAUAGAUGCCUAAACCCAGAGAGAGUGCUUCUUCAACUAAAAUAUAGAUAUGAUAUGGAAAUUGAUAGAAGCAGACGAUCUGCUAUAAAAAAGAUACUAGAAAGAGAUGAUACACCUGCAAAAACCCUUGUUCUCUGUGUGUCUGACAUAGUUUCAUCAAACACAGAUUUAUCUGAAACUUCUAGCUGUAAAGCCAGUAACGUGGACACCAACAAAAUGGCCAUCAUUGAACUCACGGAUGGAUGGUAUCCUGUGAAAGCCCAGUUAGAUCCUCCCCUCUUUGCCCUCUUGAAGAAUGGGAGACUCUUUGUAGGUCAGAAAAUCAUCGUCCACGGAGCCGAGCUGGUGGGUCCCCCUGAGGCCUGCAUGCCACUGGAAGCCCCAGAAUCUCUUAUGUUAAAGGUUUCCGCUAACAGUACUCGGCCUGCGUGCUGGCACACGAAGCUCGGGUUCUUUCCCGACCCUCGGCCAUUUCCUCUGCCUUUGUCGUCACUGUUCAGUGACGGAGGAGGUGUUGCCUGCGUCGAUGUGGUUAUCCAGCGGACAUACCCUGUACAGUGGAUGGAGAAGACAUCUUCCGGACUGUACGUAUUUCGCAAUGAGAGAGAGGAAGAAAAGGAGGCAGCUAAAUAUGCAGAGGUCCAACAAAAGAAAUUGGAAGCCUUAUUCGCUAAAAUUCAAGCAGAGUUUGAAGAGCAUGAAGAAAGCACGGCCAGACAGUGUGUAGCGGCUCGGGCACUAACCCAACAGCAAGUCCGUGCUUUGCAAGACGGGGCAGAGCUCUAUGAGGCGAUGAAGAGCGCAGCAGACCCACGCGAGCUCGAGAGUUAUUUCAGUGAAGAGCAAAUAAGAGCAUUGAGUCAUCACAGACAAAUGUUAAAUGAUAAGAAACAAGCCCAGAUCCAGUUGGAAUUCAGAAAAGCUAUGGAAUCUGCUGGACAAGGGGAAUGUGGCUUGUCAAGGGAUGUUACAGCUGUGUGGAAAUUGCGAAUCAUCACCUAUGACAAAAAGGAAAAAAAUUCAGUUCUGCUGAGUAUCUGGCGUCCAUCCUCAGAUUUAUAUUCCCUGUUAACAGAAGGAAAGAGAUAUAAAAUCUAUCAUCUCACAGCAUCAAAAUCUAAAAGCAGAUAUGAAAAAGCUCACGUGCAGCUAGCAGCUACCAAAAACACUCAGUACCAAGAGCUCUCGGCUUCAGGUGAAGUCCUACUCCAGGUUUUCCAGCCGAGAGAGCUGCUUCACUUCAGCAGACUGUCAGACCCGGACUUUCAGCCUCCCUGCUCUGAGGUGGACCUGAUAGGACUUGUCGUUUCUGUUGUGAAAAAAACAGGUCGUGCUCCUUUGGUAUAUUUAUCAGAUGAAUAUCAUAACUUAUUGGCAAUAAAGUUUUGGGUAGAUAUUAAUGAAGAUGUUAUUAAACCGUGUGUAUUAAUUGCUGCAAGCAAUCUCCAAUGGCAACCAGAAUCCAAACCAGGAAUUCCUACUUUAUUUGCUAGAGAAAUGUCUGCAUUUUCUGCCAGUCCAAAAGAGGCCCAUUUUCAGGAGACAUUCAACAAAAUGAAAAAUACUAUUGAGAAUAUUGAUAUAUUUUGCACUGAGGCAGAAGAGAAGCUUGUGCAUAUACUUAGUGCAAAUGACCCCAAGUGUUCUACGCCAGCUAAAGAGCCAUCCGCUGCUCAGACGGUCCUCAGUGCCGGAAGUAAGCCUGUGAUGCCUUCUGUUAGUGAAAUAAUUUAUCAGAGUCCUUUGUCACUCUGUACGCCAAAAGGGAAGUCAGUUGCCACACCUGUGCCUGCCCAAGUGACUUCAAAAUCUUUCUGUAAAGGGGAAAAGGAGGCUGAAGACCCAAAAACCUGCAGAAGAAGAAGAGCCUUGGAUUUCCUGAGCAGACUGCCUCCACCUCCGCCGGUUAGCCCCCUGUGUGCGUUUGUCUCACCAGCCGCACAGAAGGCGUUCCAGCCCCCGCGCAGAUGUGGCUCGGGGCCCGAGGCACCUGCGCCGCGCAGGGAGCCCGGUUCUCCCCAGGUGACUCCGCUGCAGAAAUUCAGGGCCAUUUCCCCUUUGGACAGCGAUUCAAUAGCUGAUGAAGAACUUGCCCUGAUAAACACCCAAGCCCUGAGGUCCGCUGCAGCAGAACACCAGCCUGGCAAUGACCCCAGCAGGACUGACACCGCCCUUGCAAAAGAUUCUCCAGCCCCAAACAGGCACUCUGCUGCAGCUCUGAGCAAAGCACAGGAGCUCCGCCAGGCCGCCAGAGAAGAAAGUGAGACUGUCCGGAAGGACACAAGCAUGAGAAAAAAUACAUCCAGAAGAUUACAAAGGCGGCAGAACCUCAACGAUUGUCAAGGUGACCAAGACCAAAAUGACAGUAAACCACCUACUGAUUCUUAA
This is a messenger RNA of Ochotona curzoniae (black-lipped pika), 10389 nucleotides long. RefSeq names its product BRCA2 DNA repair associated (gene BRCA2). Gene Ontology annotation, cellular component: nucleus. The record is from RefSeq and is a predicted model, not a curated record. Gene Ontology annotation, biological process: double-strand break repair via homologous recombination; regulation of DNA-templated transcription. The transcript is spliced from 28 exons. Lineage: Eukaryota; Metazoa; Chordata; Mammalia; Lagomorpha; Ochotonidae. The coding region runs from base 172 to 10389 and encodes 3405 amino acids.